Triticum dicoccoides is the source of this 1753-nucleotide messenger RNA. RefSeq lists its product as uncharacterized. Lineage: Eukaryota; Viridiplantae; Streptophyta; Magnoliopsida; Poales; Poaceae. The transcript is spliced from 5 exons. The record is from RefSeq and is a predicted model, not a curated record. Bases 255 to 1418 code for a protein of 387 amino acids.
CGGCUCUAUGCCGACGGCCUCCCGCCACCGCGCCGUCGGCAAACCCCGGCUACAAUCUGCAAUCCCCCCCAAACCCUACACAGCCCGGCUUACCCCUCCCAUCCCCCACUUGCGUCUCCAUCCUCUCCGCCCUCUUCCACUCGCGCCGCCGCUCGUCCCUGCGUCCGAGCCUGCCGUUUAGGAAGGUCGCGCUCGGAUCGCAGGUCGGAACAAGAGAAACCGGCCGGCACUCAGGGAGGGUCGGCCCGGCGACGAUGGCGGAAGACCGAAGCUGGAUGUACACGGGCCGCCAGAGCAGGAAGAAGUUCACCCCCGAGUGGCUGGAGAAGACGACCGAGUUCCUGGAGCGCGCCUUCCGCAUCCUCCCGCCGGGGCGCCAGGCCGUGCUGUGCCCCUGCGCUCGCUGCCAGUUCAGGCUGUACAGACCGAAGGACGAGAUUCAGCUGCAUCUGUUCAAGAACGGGUUCGCGCCAGGGUACACGGUGUGGGUGUACCACGGCGAGCGCCACAACCCCCAGCCUGCAAAGCCUAAGCCGUCCGACGACCACCCCAAAGAGAAUGGCGAUCUCGACGGGAAGAAGGAUGGCGCCGGCGGCGGCGAGCAAGUGCCGAAACCGGCGCAGGGGACGAAGAAGUGGGCGUGCGCAAGCGGCAAGCCACCAAAGAAGGAUCAGCUGUGGGCACGGGCUGCGGCGCAGGGAGAGGGAGGCCCGGCGGCGACGGCGGAGGACCGCAGCUGGAUGUACACGGGCCGGCAGAGCAGGCAGACCAUCACCCCCGAGUGGGCGGAGAAGACGACCGAGUUCGUGGAGCGCGCCUUCCGCGGCGUCCCGCCGGACUAUGGCAUGCUGUGCCCCUGCGCGCGCUGCCGCAACCGCAACAGGAUACCGAGGACCAAGUUCGACAUGACGAUGGAUCUGGGCAGGAACGGCUUCAUGCCAGGGUACACGGUGUGGGUGCACCACGGCGAGGGCCCCAACCCCCAGCCUGCCAAGCCGUCCGACGCCCAUGGGAAGAAGGAUGGCGGCGGCGGCGGCGAGCAAGUGUCAAAACCGCAGGAGACUAAGGAGUGGGAGAUUUCCCAUCUUGAGGCGUAUGCAAGAGGCCGUCUACCAAAGGGGACUAGUCAAAUGGAGUGGAGCUACCAGAAAUACCUGUGGGAGCAAAAGAAAGCCAAGCUGCAACAGGAACAGAGUGAGCCAAAGGCAAAGAGGCUGCUCACGUUUGCUGAAGAGGAAGGGAGCAAUGUCGACGUCCCUGAACCUGAAGUUGAAGAUACAGCAACGACAACAGCUGAUGCUCCUGUAGCUAAUCCGGCAAUGACAGCAAACGCCGGUGGAGUUCAGAUCCCAGCUGGACCGACUGCUCGUCAGGCAGGCCCGCCCGGGUGGUAUUCAGGUUCAGAUUGGGUCCAUUGACCCAUGUAACGGCUACCUAGUUUAAAUAGCCCCCUUUAGCCGCUGCUGUACUCCGCGGAUAAGAAAUGGGCGGCUAAGGCUCCCCGCAUGGCUCCACCGCUUCCCCACCACUACCGGAGCCGGAUUAGAUCUUCUCUACCUCGCCACCGCCGUUUGUGUGUUGUGCGUGCCUUGCGUCUGUGUUGGGCUUGUUGUGCUGUGCCCACAGCUGAACCCGUGUAGUGUUUGUGUGCGUGUGUGUUGGACCUUGUCUGCGGUGGCGUUGUGUGUGUGUUGUUCGGUUGGUACCUUGUUAAUUGUGUGCUCGGUGGUUGCUUUAUUUAUAAAGCGGGGUG